AUGGAACAUCAUAGACAUUUUCUUAUGUUUAACCUGGACAAAUUUGAUGACUGGAAGGUGCGCAUGCAGGCUCACUUAUCUGCCAUGCAUGAUGAAAUGUGGGACGUAAUAACUGAUGGACCCAUCCAGAUACUACAGGUUAAUCCAAAUCGUGUUCUCACUGAUCCAAGGUCACCAGAAAUGAUACCGAAGGAGAAAGCUCUACUCACUACUGAUGAAAGAACUCGAGUGAAUCUAGACAACAUAUCCAAGGACAUUCUCUACAAAUCGCUGGACGAAUCCUUGUUCCCAAGAGUGAGGAAAUGCAAGAAUGCUAAGGAAAUAUGGGAUGUGCUCAUGCUGAUUGGUGAUGGAGAUGAGCAAGAAAAGGAGAACAAGCUGACUAUUGCCAUGAAGAAGUUUGAGGACUUCAAACUAAAUCCGAGGGAAUCCAUAACUGAGAUGGAAGCUCAAUUCAUAAAGCUACAAAUGGAGAUCAAUGAUCUUGACGAAAAGAAACUAACACAAAAGGAGAUAAACUUGAAGAUUCUCCGAGGACUGCCCAAGAGUUGGGAUAUGAAGGUUGUAGCCAUGCGGGAUCAUAGAGAUCUCAAAAACACAAGCACUACACAAAUCUUCAGUGAUCUAAAGGCUUACGAGUUCGAAAAGGAAGCACAAAACGAUGAUGAACCCGAAACAAGAAACAUAGCUCUGGUUGCGAAUCAUCAACCAUCAUCAUCAACAUCAAGGUCUAUUUCUAAUCCCUCUUCUGAUUUUUUCACUGAUGAUCAAAUGGCUUUGUUUGUAAGAAGGUUCAAAAGGUUCAUGCGAAAGAAUCAAUCUUUUGACAUCUCGGAUAAGAUGAGACGAAUGAAGUAUCAAGGAAAUGACAAAGCCAGCGGAUCCAGAACUCAUGACAAGGAUGAGUCACAAGUUUUAUGUUACAACUGCCGAAAGCCUGGACAUUUCAAAUCCGAAUGUCCAUAUCCAAUCGUUAAAAAGCAUCAGGACGAGCACAACUAUAAGAAGAAUUCGGGAAGAUACCAUCAUCCGAAGAGUAAUCCAAAUGAUGCUGAUGAGGAGUCAAACAAGAUCCAAAAGAAUGAUAAACGAAGGAAAGCUUUGGCGGUAGAAGAGAAGACAGGAGAAAAGAACGAAGAGUCAUGUACCUCAAGUUCAAGCUCAGAAAGUGACAGCUCGGAAGAUGAAAAAGGAUUUCUAUGUCUUUUCAGCCAAGAAGAUUCAGAUGAAGAAAUGUGUCUCAUGGCCGAAGAAGAAGAGGUAACCUCACAAAACCAAUCCUCUAAUUACAGUUCCGAAUCUGUAUGUCAUGAAAACCCUAGGGAAGCAUUUGAGAAAAUGAUGAAGAGUUUUUAUGGCAUUGAGGAUUCACAUCUCAAACUUAAAGAAGAGAAUGCCAAGCUAUUGGCAGAAAGACAAGAUCUCGAGGACUUAAAGUCCAAAAAUGCUGAGAUGCUUGAAUCUAUAAGCCAGCUUGAGAAGCAAGUUCUUCUUCUUAAGGAAGAGUGCAAAUCGAAGGAUGAUAGAGAGCAAAACUUACGUGCGACAGAAAAUCUUGAGCCAGUGAUUAAUGCCACAAAUGAAACAGAACCACAAUCAACGAGUCGGUCUGAUAAUCCGACUGAAACAUGA
Molecule: messenger RNA, 1632 nt
Organism: Ipomoea triloba (trilobed morning glory)
Lineage: Eukaryota; Viridiplantae; Streptophyta; Magnoliopsida; Solanales; Convolvulaceae
Exons: 2
Coding region: 1-1632 (543 amino acids)
Molecular function (GO): nucleic acid binding; zinc ion binding
Source: RefSeq, a predicted model, not a curated record